Anastrepha ludens (Mexican fruit fly) is the source of this 1275-nucleotide messenger RNA. RefSeq names its product luciferin sulfotransferase. Gene Ontology annotation, cellular component: cytoplasm. The transcript is spliced from 6 exons. NCBI's taxonomy places the organism in Eukaryota, Metazoa, Arthropoda, Insecta, Diptera, Tephritidae. Gene Ontology annotation, molecular function: sulfotransferase activity. The record is from RefSeq and is a predicted model, not a curated record. Gene Ontology annotation, biological process: sulfation. The coding region runs from base 69 to 1148 and encodes 359 amino acids.
AAGCAGAGCAAUGUAACAUUGAGAAAAUGUUUAUUUAAUUCCACGGUCUCUAUUUUGACUAUUUAAAGAUGCACAUUCAGCAAAAUAAGAUCGUCAAAAAGAUUGCUAGAGAUAUGUACACAUUUCCAUAUAAAAUCAUAGAUGUUGAGCCAGACUUAAAUGCUGAGCUAUUACGGUAUUUCAAGGGCGAGCGCACAGGAUUUGUGCAGGUGGGUCCUGAAAAGUAUUUUUUUCCUCAUAAAUUUAAAUUGGAAGCGGACAAAUUUUAUAAUUUUCAAGCACGCCCAGAUGAUAUCUGGGUCGCGACGUUUCCUAGAUCAGGCACUACAUGGACUCAAGAGUUAGUUUGGCUAGUGGCAAAUAAUUUAGAUUUUGGUACAGCCAAAUGCCAGCCGCUCACUGAAAGAUUCCCAUUUUUUGAAUUUUCUUUGUUCGUGCAUCCUGAAGUCAAAUCGGAGUUAUUGUCUGAAAAUAUCAAUGACAAGAGCAAACAAGAAUUCAUUGAACAUUUAUCUGCACCAGGCUACAAGACUUUGGAUAGAUGGCCAUUGGAUAGAAGACGAUUUAUUAAAACUCAUUUGCCAUUUUCUUUGCUGCCACCUAGUGUUAUGGAGAAUAAAUGCAAGAUCAUUUAUGUGAUGCGCAACCCCAAAGAUGUAGCGGUUUCCUAUUACCACCUGAAUCGCUUAUAUCGCACACAGGGUUAUUGCGGUGACUUUACGCGAUAUUGGAGCUACUUUUCACGUGGUUUAAACCCGUGGCUGCCAUAUUAUAGCCAUAUUAAGGAAGCGUAUACCCAUCGGAACUUGCCUAACAUUCUUGUUCUGAACUAUGAAGAAAUGGUGUCAGAUUUGAAUGGUGUCAUAUUGAAAGUGGCUGCCUUUUUAGAUAUUACAAUUAGCAAAGAGAGAUUGAAGGAUGUUAAGGAACAUUUGGAUAUUAAGAAUUUUCGCGAAAAUCCAGCAGUAAAUGGAAGUGAAAUGUCAGAUAUCGGAGUUUUGCUAAAAGGUGAAGCUGGUUUUGUACGUAAAGGUGGAAAUGGAACGCGGGAAGAGUUAGUGAGUGAUGUAGAGUUAAAGAAAUGUGUAGAUGAGUGGAUUGAAAAAAAUAUAGCAAAGCCUGCUGCAAAGGCAAUACUUAGCGUAUAGUUAAAGCGAUUCAUAGCAAAAACAAUUAUAUGUAUAAUACACUAGCUGAUACCUGCGGUUUCGGCUGCGUAUAAAAUAAAAUACAUUAAAUGCAACUCUUUUUUGUUGAAAUGAUUCUCUGUAUACA